AACCUCCGAUUGGCGGAUUUCCGUGUCUGACAGGCAAAAGGACCAAUAGGCUUGUGAUAUCCCGCCAAUGCGCUUGUUGGUCUGACGUCACCGACACAUCCAGCUGCUGUGGCGCCGCGGGUCUGCCAGCGGAGAGACGCGCUACCUUUACCCUGGUGGCGGACCGCUUGGCCCGGCAUGGACGAGCAGGCUGGCCCAGGGGUGUUCCUCAGUAGCUGUGGUAAGGUGCCCCAGCAGGAUGAGGCAGCGGUCGGAGGAGAGGCGGCCCGGGCCCGCUACAACGUUCCGGAGAUAUUACGGUACAUGCAACACGAGUGGGCGCGCUUCGAGCUCGAGAGGGCGCGAUGGGACGUGGAACGCGCUGAACUGCAGACCCAGGUCUCCCUCCUCCAGGGAGAGAGGAGGGGGCAGCAGAACCUGAGGAGAGACAUGCUGAGGAGGAUCAAGAUGCUGGAAUACACACUGAGCAGGGAGAGGACCCAGCACCAGGGCCUGGGCCCCGGACCCCUGCAGUGCCAUGUCAGGACCCCCACUUAUGAUUCAGAUGAAGAAGAACCUCCCCCCUCCCCUCCCACCACCGCCCAUCAGCUGAACUGGAGUCAGGGAAGAGAGCUGCUCACCCAAUACCUGCAGGAGGUGGGCUGCACUGGGGUCCUCCAGGAGGUGGGGUCCCAGAGACUGAGAGACCUGCUGGGUCUGGGUCCUCCAGACCCGGACCACAGAGUCCUGCCGGGCCUGGGUCCUCCAGACCAGGUCCUCAGAGAGAAACACCACCCGGAUAUGAUCAGCAUGGCGGACAUCAUAGCGGUCCUGGAGGAGAGUGUCAGCGACGAAGACGAGGAGGAAGAACAAACAAAACUCACCUCAGAGCUGGACUCUAGGUCUUCCACCCCGACCUCCACGACCUCUGACCUCAGUGAUGACGCGGACAUGGAGGGGGCUCUGAGAGAGUUUGACUUCCUGAACCGACCAGCUGCGCUGGGCGGGUCUGUAGAGGACGCCAGCCAAUGGGUGGACGAGGGGCGUGGCCCAGGGGGCGGGGCGUGGCAGGUGGACCAGCGAAUCAUCAGCCAGCUGAAAGAAGAAUACAGGAAAGAACGCAGGGGGAGGAAAGGAAUGAACAGGCCGAACCGCUCCAAGCUGCAGGACAUGCUGGCGCACCUGGUCGACCCGGAUGACGGGGUGCUCCCACCCAGCUCCACCCCCCCGCUCCCUGACCUCGGACCCCCUGGGGUCCCGGAGCUGGAAGACACACACCCCGGAGAAGUAGGGUUGGUCCUGGGUGGGUCCAGCGAGGUCCUAGCCUUUGACCAGGGGCUGGCGGAUUUGACCAACGAGGCCCUUAGCCCCACCUACCAGACGGCCCCAAGCGGAGAGACGCUGCUGAAGACCUGGAAGCACAAGGUCACCCUCAGGGGUCACCUGGACGCCCUCCACGGCCUGACCUUUCACCCCGUGGAGCCCCUGCUGCUCAGCGCUGCGGCCGACCACACCCUCAAACUCUGGAACCUCCACAAGACCACGCCCACCAAGAAGUGUGCUGCCCUGGACCUGGAACCAAUCUACACCUUCAGGGCCCACAGCGGAGCGGUGCUGAGUGUCACCAUGAGCUCGACAGGAGAGCAGAUCUUCAGCGGGGGGGUGGACGGUACCAUCCACAGCUGGAACACCCCCAGCCUCAACACGGACCCCUACGACCCAUAUGAGCCCUCCGUCCACCAGGGGGCACUGUGUGGUCACUCUGACGCCGUCUGGGGUCUGGUGUACUGUGCCCCCCACCGCCGGCUGCUGUCGUGCUCUGCUGACGGGACGCUCCGCCUGUGGGACGCCUCCGCCACCUCCAGCCCCGCCCUCGCCACCUUCAACCAGAGGGGAGAGCUGGGCGUCCCUAGCUCCUUGGAUGUGGUGGGCAGUGAGCCGGACCACAUGGUGACCUCGUUCAGCACCGGACACAUCGGACUCUUCAACCUGGAGACCCAGCAGCUGGUACUGAAGAUGGACUCACACGCUACCUCAGACACCCCCUGCAGAAUCAACAGAGUGCUGAGUCACCCUACUGUACCCAUCACCAUCACUGCCCAGGAAGACAGACACAUCCAGUUCUUUGACAAUAACACAGGUAAAGUGAUCCACUCCAUGUUGGCUCACCUGGACGCUGUUACCUGUUUGGCUGUUGACCCCAAUGGACUUUACCUGCUGUCUGGGAGCCACGACUGCUCGGUCCGCCUCUGGACCAUGGAGACCCGGACCUGUCUGCAGGAGUUCAGUGCGCACCGCAAGAAGUUCCACGAGUCCAUCCACGCUGUGGCCUUCCACCCCACCCAGUGCUACAUUGCCAGCGCCGGGGCCGACGCCCUGGCCAAGGUGUUCGUAUGACCUCUGACCCAUCCUAUGACCUCCGACCCCGACCCCAUCGUUGGACCUCAACCACGCCGAAGUAUCAUGACGUUUGACCCCGGAACUGACCCUCCAAGUCGGGUCAACCACACUGGCUCUGGCCCAGGUUUCUGAACAUGGACUGCUUCUUGGUUCUGGUCUAGUGUCCUGGAAAUGGCCUGAUUCUAGGUUGUGGUCUAAGGUUCUAGGCAUGGACUGGUUCUAGAGGAUGAAGCUGUGGUCUGGGACCCAUCAGGGGCUGAAAACAAGGAGGUAGAAACCUGGACCAGAGGAUUUGAUCCCUCCAACACUCAUGGAUAACAGUGAUCAGGUGUCGAUCAAAGACAUUAGCUUGUGUUGUUUAAUGGGUUAUUUGCCUAGCAGUGCGUUACAAGUAUUUCUCAGUAUUUAUAAGUAGUCUUUGGAUGUGCAGGGUUUGGGUCUAAUACUUCCUGGGACUCCCCGGUGAACAAGGGGUCAAAUCCCUCUAGACGAAUGAUGGUGCCCGGAUGAAUAAAUGAAUGAUCACCUCCACUAACCCCCUCUAUAACUCACCCCCAAGCCCUCCACUAACCCCCUCUAUAGCUCACCCCCCUCCUCAACUCACCCCAACACCUCCACUAACGCCCUCUAACACUAACCCCCAACACAUCCAGUUAUCCCUGACACCAUCACUCACCCCCCUGCGGUAGCCAAUCACAUAGCAGGGACUGCAUUGAAUCACAGCUCCAACUUCCUGUGUGUGGAUGCAGCUGUACUCCGCUAACCUUCGCUAGCUCACUGUGCCAGUGUUGACACCUGCCCAUAUUACACUCCUGUUGCUUAAGCUAACUCACUGUGCCAGUGUUGACACCAGCCCAUAACACAACUCCUUGUUUCUUUAGAUAAUUAAUGACAUGGUGCCUUCUCCCCAGAAGGAAGAUAACUAUAAUAAAUUUCAUUUGUAAUGCUGUAAUUCAGACCUCACACACGUUAAUACUCAAGAAAGAACGUCCAACUACCUGUCUAUUUUACACAAAUUCAGCAAAUUGUAUUUUUAUUUGAUCAAACUUAAGUGUUUUAGUUUAGAUACUUGUGAUAUAGAAUUAAGCAGUAUUGCCUCGUAAACAUAUGGUCUCGUUUUGGCUAUUUUGUUUUAUUUAUAUGAAGUACAUGUGAUUGGAUUAACUGGUAACUGAUUUUGUUUAUACUGGCUCUGGAUAACAUGUCAAUAUUAUAAUGGUGAUAUACAAGCAUCCAUCUACCUGUGAGCUUGACAUUAAACUUUGUAUUCCAGGCCUCAA
This is a messenger RNA of Gadus macrocephalus (Pacific cod), 3659 nucleotides long. It is a transcript of the gene strn, whose product is annotated as striatin, calmodulin binding protein. The transcript is spliced from 18 exons. The record is from RefSeq and is a predicted model, not a curated record. Gene Ontology annotation, molecular function: protein phosphatase 2A binding; armadillo repeat domain binding; calmodulin binding. The coding region runs from base 178 to 2376 and encodes 732 amino acids. Gene Ontology annotation, cellular component: dendrite. Lineage: Eukaryota; Metazoa; Chordata; Actinopteri; Gadiformes; Gadidae.